AUGUCUUUAGAUAUAUCGAAGUUGAAGGAAAAGGUGUCAGCCAAGCUAGAGGGCGUCAAAGGGAAGGAUGGCAAGCGGGGAAAGGCAGGCAAGCAAAAGGAUGUGAUGGAGACCAUGGUCAAGACGGGGAAGGAUGAUGGAGGGAGUGUUCGUGGGGGGUUGUCGGAGGAGUUGCGGGAGGAGGCGUUUGCCCUGGGGGCUUCCGAGCAGGAUUUGGUGUUGGUUGAAGGUCUGAGUGACGACGAGCAAAGCGAGUUAGAGUUUGGUGAUGAUGGGGAUGGGGUUGAGGAUCCUGAGUUCCAGGGCGACUUUAAGGCUCUGUUAAAGACUAUGGGGUUUGACAAGAUAAGGCAGGCUGAGCAUGUGGAGGAGAAGGAUGCGUCUCUUAGUUCAGACUCGAACCACGAUUCAGAGCCAGACGAGGAAGACGCUGCAGAGCCAGACGAGGAAGAGUUCCAAGAGACAUUCAACCAGCAAGAAAAGGAAAAUACAGACAUGAUUACGGAUACACACUUUGUGCAUAGCGACAAGCUGGCUGUGCCCUGUGACGUUGCUUGGUAUGAUAUCCCACUGGAUUUAGCUAUAGAACAAGAAUACCAUCCAUUAACAGCAGAGCAGAUGCAAAAGCUAUAUGUACGUGGCAAGGAGGCGCUUGAAGCAGAUAACACAGUUUACUUUGAAGAAUUUACUAAUAAUUCAUCGCAACGCAAGUUUAUGUCUCAGAUUUUGACCGACGGUACGUUAAACGACAAGAUAUCUGCGUUAACUCUUCUGAUCCAAGAGUCACCAUUGCACAAUAUUAAGUCGAUGGACAUGAUGCUUGGUUUCUGUAACAAGAAGUCUAGGAAUUCCGCAUUGCAAGCUCUGAAUGCUUUGAAAGAUUUGUUUUUAAGUGGCCUUUUACCGGAUCGUAAGCUCAAGUACUUUAAAAACCAGCCGCUAUCGAUGUUGCUGAGCAAACGCACUCUUGCAAUUUUAUACUUUGAAGAUUACCUCAAGCAAGCAUUUUUCAAGAUGUUAGAAACCCUAGAGAAGCUAACACAUGACCCGCUUAUCCACGUACGGACUCAGGUGCUCACUACCAUCUUCGAUUUGCUAGCUGCAAAGCCCGAGCAGGAAUUCAAUCUCUUAAGACUCGGCUGCAAUAAACUGGGGGAUAUUGAUAAUAAAGUAUCGUCAAAGGCUUCUUAUCAACUUCUAAAGUUAGAACAGGCUCAUCCUAAUAUGAAAGCUAUUAUUGUAAAUGCCGUAAUUGAUGUUGCCCUCAAACCCAGUGCAAGUUAUCAUGGAACAUAUUACUCGGUACUAACUUUGAAUCAGACCAUUCUCAAGAAGUCCGAAUCCCAAUUAGCAAACCAUCUCAUCAAGAGCUACUUUACCUUAUUUGAAAAGUACCUAAUUCGUACAGAUCCAGAAAACAAGGAGGUGAAUGGAGACCAAUCUAUUCAAAGCGUUAAGUCGCAUGAAGAGAGGCGUAAAAAGAACUUCAAGAAGGGCAAGAAUGGUGGGCGGUCUAUAAAACAUACGGAGACAGAAAAUGACUUAGUUGCUGAGAAGAACACCAAGCUUUUCAGUGCUAUUUUAACUGGUCUGAACCGUGCCUUCCCAUUUGCUAGCAUGUCCCCGCAGGUUUACGAAGAACAUCUUGAAACGCUCUUCAAGAUCACACACUCCUCGAACUUUAAUACCUCCGUACAGGCCCUUGUUUUAAUAUACCAAGUUAUCACAAAGGCCUCCGUCAACCCGGAUCGUUACUACAGGACUUUAUAUGAGUCGCUCUUGGACUCUCGUCUCGCAAAUUCUUCAAAACAAGCAAUAUACCUCAAUUUACUCUACAAGUCCUUAAAGAAUGACACUGACGUCGCGCGCGUGGACGCGUUCAUGAAACGUAUCAUGCAAGUGUGCCUGAACUGGCUGAAUAUAGGUGCUGUAUCAGGAAUGCUGUAUCUGCUCCUGCAACUCCUUCAGCACAUUCCACAAUCUCGGAACUUGCUGCUUAACACGCCUGUCGACCACGAAUACUUAUCUGACACAGACAAAACCCCCACUGAAAACGCCGAUAUUACUAACAAUACCAAGCACAACAACACGUACGAUCCCCGCAAGAGAGAUCCAAAACACGCAAAUGCGCAAUCCACCUCCUUGUGGGAAACAACUCACUUUCUAAACCACUACCAUCCCACCGUCAAUGCAUACGCAAACAGUCUCUGCACCAAUUCCCCUCUUGCAAAGCCGGACCUCGCCUUAUACUCCUUGGCCCACUUCCUAGACCGCUUCGUCUACCGUAACGCCAAGCAAAAGCCUGUGACCAGAGGAUCCUCCAUCAUGCAACCACUGUCUUGCGCCUACACCGGCUCCCUACUAGUCCGCUCCUCGGAUUCGCCUGUCCAUCACGCGCUUCCACCGAACACCGAAGACUGGCUCUCAAAGAAGGUCUCCGAAAUCAGACCCGACGAGCACUUCUUCUACCACUACUUUACUACCAAAUCCUCGGCAGUCCGCACCACCACUUCAAAAGAUACCCGCAACAAUACCCACUUCGAUGUCAAUGAUGAUGAUGACCUAGACGAAAAUGACGUCUGGGACGCCCUUGUUAAAUCCCGUCCUGAUGUCGAAGGCGAAACCGACAGCGACAGCGAAAACGACCUACUCUCAGAUACAUGGUCCUCUGAAGAAGAAGAAUCACACCUUUCCUUCUCUUCCAUAGAAGACACCGAAAAUGAGACAGACAAUAACGACGACGACAACAACAACAAAAACAACACUGAACAUCAUCAAUCCUCAAACCUCGACGUCGUCACAGACGCCGACGCCGACACCGACGCCGACCGUUUCAAGUCUGCCCGCGUCCAUGCCCUACCCGAAGGAAAUAAGAAGGACAGCAAACACAAAAACAAACGUCAAAAACCUAACACCAUGCGCGAUUUACCAACCUUCGCGGCCGUCGAAGACUACGCCCAGUACCUUUCCGAGACUGAUACCGAUUAA
This is a messenger RNA of Eremothecium cymbalariae DBVPG#7215, 2988 nucleotides long. RefSeq names its product RNA-binding ribosome biosynthesis protein MAK21 (gene MAK21). The transcript has a single exon. NCBI's taxonomy places the organism in Eukaryota, Fungi, Ascomycota, Saccharomycetes, Saccharomycetales, Saccharomycetaceae. The record is from RefSeq and is a predicted model, not a curated record. The coding region runs from base 1 to 2988 and encodes 995 amino acids. Gene Ontology annotation, cellular component: nucleus.